Impatiens glandulifera is the source of this 761-nucleotide messenger RNA. Its product is annotated as 60S ribosomal protein L18a-like protein. NCBI's taxonomy places the organism in Eukaryota, Viridiplantae, Streptophyta, Magnoliopsida, Ericales, Balsaminaceae. The record is from RefSeq and is a predicted model, not a curated record. The transcript is spliced from 5 exons. Bases 109 to 606 code for a protein of 165 amino acids.
UCAAACUCUCAACAAACUUCAAGUAGAAGAAGAAAUUUGACUUAAUAGAUCCCUUUGGGAAAGAGAUCCUUCCUCAACAAGAAGUAGUUUCUUUGAAUUUGAAGGAUAAUGAGCGAAGAUUCGAAGGAAAGAGGCCUUGCCGGAGACGACCAUCACCACCACCACCAUCAUCUUCAUCAUCAUCGGCCGGAGCAUGAUCAACAACAACUUCAGUACGGAACGUUCCAGGGAGUGGCCAACUAUCCUCCGCAUCCGCAGCCUGUAAUCGGAUUUCCUCAGCCAGUUCCGCCUCCUGGAAUCACUGCAUCAUCACUUCCACCAGGCUCCGAAUAUGAUCAAGGCUAUCAAACCGUUCCAGGUUAUGCUGUUACAGAUGGAAGUCAUGUAAGAGAGGGACGGCUUUCAUGUUGCGGAUGUGGUAUGGGAUGGUUCUUGUUCAUAAUAGGUUUCUUCCUAGCUGCAAUCCCAUGGUAUAUUGGAGCAUUUGUUAUACUCUGUAUCAAAACAGUAGACAUUCGCGAAAAGCCUGGUUAUGUUGCUUGCACAAUUGCCGCUGGUAUUGCUACGGUUGCUAUCGUUUUUGGUGCAACAGCCAAUAAGUGGUAAGUAUCUUAUGAUUCUCUGUAUUUGUAUCAAUGUUGAAGACAUAUAUAUAUUGUAUGUAUAAAACCUCAUAUGCAACCAGUGUCGGUUUGUGAAUGAUUUCACUUUAUAUAAAUUAUUAAUCAAUGGCCGAUCUUGGAUAUAUCUUUUCUCAUGAA